Molecule: messenger RNA, 696 nt
Organism: Fomitiporia mediterranea MF3/22
Lineage: Eukaryota; Fungi; Basidiomycota; Agaricomycetes; Hymenochaetales; Hymenochaetaceae
Exons: 3
Coding region: 1-696 (231 amino acids)
Source: RefSeq, a predicted model, not a curated record
AUGCCGCAGGCAUACGAAGCCGUCGUUGCCGUCUAUGUAAUCAAUCCCGUUGAUCUUACCGGACUGACGGUAACCCUUUUUGGGAGGUCUCGCACAGCUUGCGAUUGUCGGAUUCUCGUCAAAUUGAGAUCCUGUGCUAUGAAACCUUACUACGCUGCGGAACAGCGAUACUCCAAACUCAUCCUCACUCUCCCGACGCGGACAUUUCUCAGGCCCCACCGACGCACAUUGUUAUCAAACGCUCAAGCAGAGCUCCUUCCGUGUCAUGCUUUUUUGUCUGCGUGUUUGAAGCUGCACAGCACUUGUGCAGGCGCGCACUAUGCAUCCCAAUACUAUUUAUUCCAUCGUCAAGUCCUUUCGAAGCUGUUUCACAUCGAUAAGCGCGGUGGUACAGACGCAAAGAGUGGCCUUGUGACUCGAGGGAGGGUUCAGCUGGGGAUGCCUGAGAAGGAAUUCACUACGCCUGUUUGUUUCACAUUACUAUUGAAGCUAACUUCUCCAUGCUCGAUCAAUUCAAACGGGCAACCGUCUAGACAACUAUUAAACUAUUCGUAUCUUGGCAGCUGGACACAUCAAUCAAAGAACCUGGUCGCUAAACUCUGUGGCCGACGGUGUCCUUACCUAUUCGCUGUUGAGUCGAUAUUAUUGGCAGAGCGCGCUGUGCUUGAUGCGCCGAGCCCUACCGCCACAAUUUAA